AUGGCCUCGCGCGAAGGAACGCCCUUGUCCUCCGUCGGCUCCGCCGAGGAGUCAGAUCACGAGUCCGUCAAGCAGGACAGCCGCGCCCAGUCCCCAAUAGCUUCCAACCUGCCCCCCUCAAAGCGCCGUCGCACAGGUGUAGCAUCUUGGGACCGACACACACCGCUGUCAUCUGUCCAGGAUGAAACAAUUCCUCCUCCAUCCCCUACGGCCUCUAUUUCAUCUGAUACCUCCGGCGACGUGCCGAACUCGCCCAAUUUGUUAGGUCUCUUGGGUAAUAACCAGGACGACGAUUACACGGGUCAAACCACUGACCAAGUCACCGUGUGUCGAUGGGAUGGGUGUUCUGUUGGCGACCUGGGGAACAUGGAUGGGUUAGUGCAGCACCUCCACACCGAGCAUAUCGGGAGCCGACAGAAGCGAUAUUCGUGCGAGUGGACAGACUGCAGCCGCAAAGGACAAACGCAUGCCAGUGCAUAUGCACUACGCGCACACAUGAGGAGCCAUACUCGAGAGAAACCCUUCUACUGCACAUUACCUGAGUGCGAUCGGAAUUUCACUCGAUCCGACGCUUUGACGAAACACAUGCGCUCCGUUCAUGAAACAGACACCCUUCGCCCGUCUGACAAUAAAACCACCUCUGGCGCUCUUGGCAGCGUAGCCGGAACGCCAGCCUCAAAGUUCCAACGGAUUCGACUGAAGCUUACCGGUCCUAAGGAUAUUAUAAGCGAGGCUGAUCAUUCCGGGGACUCCACCGUUUCAGCUCCAUUGCUUCCCGAGUCUGACCUGGAUGACAACACGAUGCCCGAGUUCGGCCCGGAGCUGGGUUUCGACGAGGACGAACUCAAAUUGCCGCCACGUGAACUUUACCGCCUCCUACGACGGCAAAUUCGCUGGGCAGAGAAAGAAUCUACGGAAUUGCGUGCCCAGUGGGAUAUAAUUCGACCGUUGCGUGAAAAUGCCUGGCACGAGAAGGAAGCUAUCUUCGAUGAUCUCAUUCACGCCGAAUUGGCCUUGUUCAGCACCUUCGUGAAUGCCACUGGGGCAGGCGGCCAAGCAAUGGCACCUCCAGCUAAUCUGACCUCUGAUUUGGAGAAGCUGCAACAUCAGCAACAGCGAUUCAAGACUCAACAGGAUCAGUUGCGGGCCAAGGCUGAGGAACCGGCUGAUGCCGACGUUGAUGCGGCCGAAUGA
Penicillium argentinense is the source of this 1194-nucleotide messenger RNA. RefSeq names its product C2H2-type zinc finger protein. Bases 1 to 1194 code for a protein of 397 amino acids. Gene Ontology annotation, biological process: regulation of transcription by RNA polymerase II. The transcript has 2 exons. Gene Ontology annotation, cellular component: nucleus. The record is from RefSeq and is a predicted model, not a curated record. Gene Ontology annotation, molecular function: DNA-binding transcription factor activity, RNA polymerase II-specific; RNA polymerase II cis-regulatory region sequence-specific DNA binding. NCBI's taxonomy places the organism in Eukaryota, Fungi, Ascomycota, Eurotiomycetes, Eurotiales, Aspergillaceae.